CUGCCCACUUUCUGCUGAUGGCCUACAGUGGCAUGAAAAAGUAGAUGGUCUUUAUUUUGAAAAAAGCCAGGAAGUAGAGGAGGUGGAGGAGGAAUCCCCAAGUGAGAAGCAAAUAAAGAAGAGCCCUCCUCCAUCUUCAGAAAGAAAAUCUCUUAAGCUAACCAGGAGCAGAUCUUCAGAAAAGUCCUUGGACCUGAAUGAGAAUGAAAAUCUUCCUGAGAAGAGCAGUGCCUCAGAUAGUGAAGAAGCAGUGAAGGAGCCUGUCUCUGAGGAUGAUGUUUAUGGGAGGCUUUUUAUAAACAGAGUUUUCCACAUCACUGCAGACAAGAUGUUUGAAAUCCUUUUCACCAAUUCUCACUUCAUGCAGAGGUUCCUCAGUUCCAGGAGUAUAGUAGAUGCUGUAUCAACCCCUUGGAAUAGAGAUUCCAGUGGCAAUCAGUUGAGGACUUUGACAUACACUGUAACAAUUAACAAUCCACUUUGUGGGAAGUUCACAACUGCAACUGAAAAGCAGAUCCUGCAUAAGCAGAGCCAGAAAGGUCAGUCCUACCAGGUGGAUGCUGAGGUGCUGACCCAUGAUGUCCCCUACCACGACUACUUCUACACUGUGAACAGAUACUGCAUCAGCCGCACCUCCAGCCACAAGUGUCGGCUACGGGUUUCUGCAGAAGUGAAGUACAAGAAACAGCCCUGGGGCCUUGUCAAGUCUGUAAUUGAGAAGAAUACCUGGGGAGGAAUACAAGAAAACUUCAAACAACUUGAAUCAGAUCUCCUCCUGGAGGAAUAUGCAAUCAAUCAAUCUAUAGAAGACUCUGGGAAAUUAGUUGCCCUGAGGCGAAGGCGACGCACGUUGCACAGGGGCCUGGCAGAGUCCCUUCCCAAACGUUCUGCCCAGCACUCCCCUGGGGACCUGGGAGUGGAGCCACAGGGCACCAUAACAGGAAGGAAAAGAGAUGCUGUAAGUAGGACCACCACCAUCAUUGUAGUAAUGAGUGUCUUUUUGCUGCUCUUGGUCUUGCUGAAUAUAACACUGUUUCUCAAACUCUCAAAGAUAGAGCAUGCAGCUCAGUCCCUCUAUCAUGUCCAGCUUCAGGAGGAAAGCUCUUUGAACAUAUCCCCAGAAAUGGUAUCAAAAGAGGAGAUCCCUCACUAUGAUAAAGAACAGGUUAAACACAUGAAGGGUGUUCUAAGAGACUCAAUUGAAAAGCUUGAGCAGCUAAAGAUCUCCCUUUCCAUGCUCCAGAGAAGCUUCGACCACCUGAACAGGACACAGAGCAGCAAGACAGAGAGUUAA
Molecule: messenger RNA, 1294 nt
Organism: Merops nubicus (carmine bee-eater)
Lineage: Eukaryota; Metazoa; Chordata; Aves; Coraciiformes; Meropidae
Gene: GRAMD1C
Product: GRAM domain containing 1C
Exons: 11
Biological process (GO): intracellular sterol transport
Cellular component (GO): plasma membrane; endoplasmic reticulum membrane; endoplasmic reticulum-plasma membrane contact site
Molecular function (GO): sterol transfer activity; sterol binding
Source: RefSeq, a predicted model, not a curated record